AUGACCUGCUGGGGACGUGGUUCACGUACUGAUCCUUUUGUUCCGAUUUCAAAGCUGUACGCCGUGCCUAGACAAGGAUGUAUACUUCAUGUGCAAUAAAAACAUACUAGACUUGGCUGCUGUAACAUAAUUGUUAUACCGCAUUGUACAAGUACAAGUUCGUAUUGAUUUCAGUGACUUCUCGUUUGUAUUGCAGUGAAGUGAGACAAAAAUGGCAGGAAAGAUAAAAGUGGCUAAGUCGUCCGGAUCCGAUGUGGUCCUAGCUUGCCUCCAAUCCAUCGGCGGGGUCUUCCCGUCUGAUCACGGCUUUCUACGCCGCAUUGCGUACGUCGAGUCCAAGGAUGGUACAGAUAGCGGAACUUACCGAGCAGGUUAUCACGGGGGCAUCUGGCAGGUCGACAAGAUCGGCUUUCAGAGUACAAAGGAUACUGCAAGCCACCCAGGUUUGAAGAAAAAGUUCGAGGCUAUUAAGAGUUCCCUGAGCAUUGACUGGGCCACCGUGGAGUGGGAGGAUCUGGACAAGCCACUCUACUCAGCCAUAGCUGCGAGACUCUUCCUGACUAACAUCCCCUCAGCUAUUCCAUCGGGCUUAGCCGAACAAGCGGCUUACUGGAAGAAGCACUACAACAGUAGUAGCGGUGCCGGCUCUGAGAGCAAGUUCAUUGAUGACGUGAAGGUCUUGGAGAAAUAGAAAUUGUAGCAGUCUUUACACCGUACAACCUAGUGUUUAACUUAACUUGAACACAUUAUAAACACUUUUUUGCAACAGUUUAUAAACGCUUUGUGAACUGUUAAGCAUUGUAAAAACACAAGCGUCUAGUUAAACACGGUGUUUAGUGUUCCUAAACAGAGUUAACUGUUCACGAAGCUUUCCCGAUGACGAAAAGAGCAUACUUGGAAACGUCGAGUUAAACCAAGUGGUUCUUCUCAGAACCACACAACUCACAAAAAGAUAUCAUUUAAUUAGUGUUACCGCAAACCUCUCAUUCAUUGAUCAAGACCAUCAUGCAAAACGUUAAGUCUCGUUCACGAAGCGUUUAUAUAAGUUACACACGAUGUUAAGUGUUCCUCAACAGAACUGUUCACGAAGCGUUUACAAUGUAACCGGAAUGUUUGUAAUUUGGUUUUCCGAAAGUCAAAUUUCAAUUCCAAGCAACUGCAAAACUUAAAACGGCUGUUUGAGGCUUUGUUUUUGGUGCAUAGAUACCCGCAUAAUGAAUCCGACUGAAAACUGAGCUUGGCCUUUUACGGUCUGUCCCCUUAAACGCGUUACAAUGUUCAUAAACUGUUGCCAAAAAAGCAUUUACAGUGCGUUCAAAAGUUAGAAUUUACAAUUUACAGUGUAGUUUUGAGCGAAUAAGGGCGUGUAGUAUCUACGCCACUUUUUCUAGGUACAUAUAGUAAAAAAUACCGCGCUUAUUUAAUCGGUUUAGCAGCUUUGCCUCACAUUAAAAAUGUGACGAUUGUAAAAUGUAAUAUUUGAAUGACAGAUAGUAAAAUGUAAAAGUGCGACACGAACCCGCGAUUUGUACCCGUAGCAGCGACCUCUGUCACUAAAACAAAUACAUGUAUGGAAUAUGGAGGCCGAGAUCAUCAAAUUAAAUAACUUGAACCUACUUUUACUUUAACCUUGUUGAUCCAGUGUGGUUAAAGU
This is a messenger RNA of Patiria miniata (bat star), 1654 nucleotides long. RefSeq lists its product as uncharacterized. NCBI's taxonomy places the organism in Eukaryota, Metazoa, Echinodermata, Asteroidea, Valvatida, Asterinidae. The record is from RefSeq and is a predicted model, not a curated record. The coding region runs from base 212 to 691 and encodes 159 amino acids. The transcript is spliced from 3 exons.